AUGCUUCUAUAUUUUCUGCUAACAUUUCCAACUUUUAUAUUCUCCUACCAAACCAAUAAAGAAAUCGCCAAAUCACUUGUGAAUCAGUACCGCGAUGCAAUUUAUAAUAGAGACCAAAUGAAGUUAUAUGAGGUUUUGCACCCGGAAUUCCAACUAAAUCAAUGUAAUCGCAAGAAGUUUGCGAUUUCUAGAGAAAAAUUAUUCGAUAAUCUUCGAAGUCUUCCAACUGUUGAUGUGCAUCUCAACGAAGUAUUUAUCGGUGAUGCUCGACAAGAAGAAGGUUUUCUAAAAAUCAUCGCAACAGCAAAUGGUGCAAGAAUAACUAUUCACGCAAUAGUUGACUAUAAUGGAUUUUGGUACAUCAUCAAGGAGAACGAUUUCGAUUGCCGCGAUGGUGUAUUAUCUACACCACUUAUAGAUUACGACAAGAUCGCACUACUCACUGCGCAAAAUUUAUUAUCCCGAUUAUUCUACGCUUCUCGAAUUCGUGGAAGAGCAGAGCUUUUUCAAGCAAUCAUGGAACCGUACACAAUCGACUGGUGUAAUUACUACAAAACCAAAUCACAAGUAUUGGAUGUUAAUCAACUUGUUCAAUUCGGUUCAGAAGAAUAUGAUUCAAGAGAAGCCGACUUCACAGUUGUAAUCAAAUCUGCAAAAUUCGCCGAAUCUUCCAGAAUUUUGAUUAUCGAAGCAGAAGGUGGUGCAAUCAACAGUACAUUUUAUGCAAGACCAUUUUCAAAGGGACACUAUCGUUUAGCCAGCGAGACGAAACAUAGAUGUUACGGUUAUGAACCAGGAAUGCAAUAUAAUAUUCUACAGUAUGCUAAACUUCAAAACUACUAA
Molecule: messenger RNA, 843 nt
Organism: Caenorhabditis angaria
Lineage: Eukaryota; Metazoa; Nematoda; Chromadorea; Rhabditida; Rhabditidae
Source: the annotation of a GenBank genome assembly